Calidris pugnax (ruff) is the source of this 4587-nucleotide messenger RNA. RefSeq names its product chromosome unknown open reading frame, human C2orf66. Lineage: Eukaryota; Metazoa; Chordata; Aves; Charadriiformes; Scolopacidae. The transcript is spliced from 4 exons. The record is from RefSeq and is a predicted model, not a curated record. Bases 3930 to 4235 code for a protein of 101 amino acids.
UUUUUUAAUAUAGUAAGAGUAUUUCUUGUAUAUGUUUCUAAUACGAAGAACUCUGGAAGAGCCACCACUGACUUUUCUUAGGUGUCUCUAUAGCAUUCUUUGUAUGUUUUGAGCACAACCUCCUGAAUUCUGCCUUUUUUUAAUUCCUCAGUAAUAGAACUAGGUAACACCAGAUUUUGAAUAAAGAUGCUGUAUCUCAAAGCUUAUCAUUAGACUGUGGGUGUGUAGAUACGCACACAAAAUGUGGGUGUGGCAGCUGAUCACUGUAAUUGUUUGAAGCAAUAUAAGUCAAAGUUACUAACUUUCUUUUAUUGCGAACUAACUCGUACCUGGCUGCCGCAAUGCUGGUGAUGCUGUGGCACAACAGGUACCAUGCAAUUUUUGUGUCCUACCUGCAACUUCCUACGUUAGUUUAGGACUUUUAAAACCCCUUUCUAGUCACCUAACUUUUUAUUCUUUCUUUUGUGAUAAUGUUAUUUCAGUAAUCCUUGCCAUUGUUGAUUUCCUAACUAGAGGAAUAUUCGAAUAUUAAAGUCACUGAGAGAAAAGAACUACCUUUAAGACCUUUAUAUAUGAUGAUUAGUCUAGAAAAAUUAUACAGGCCUACUAAAAUGAUUCCUUACCUUUUAAUUGUUUUUCCAUGCACAAAUAAUGUUGGUCAAAUUACCUGUUUUGGGUAAUUAGGGGAUGUGGGGGGUGUGUAUUGUUGUUUGUUUGCUUUUGUUAAGAGGACUUAAAACUUUGAAGAACAUGUAUGUCGUAUUUGAAAAAUCUAUUGCUUCACAAGCAACCUGUCAACCUUAACAUGUUUUUAACUCUUCCUCUGAUUUGAAUUCUUAUAUAGCUAGUGUAAACCUGGUGGUUUAGGUGGAGUUAAAUCUUCAUAGUUGCAGGUCUCUAGAGAUGUUAACAUAAUCUUAUCUAUAAAUGCCUGAAUAAUAAUAUAAUAAAUUAUUGUGCUUAUUAAAAUGCUUGUAAUAGAAUUCUCAGAUACAGUUCAUGCAAUGUGUGAUGAGCUUUGGUAAAGUCUUGUGAGAUGCUGAGAAAACCUUGGAGAAUAGGUAUCUUCAGCUAAUGUUGAAAUUGCUGAAAGCCCAAAUCUCAAUCUUCAAAAACUGUCUUUUAGAUGCUGGUACUUUUUUGUUGAAAUUGAGGGCAACUUGUAUGGGAGCUACAUUGGGAUGUUUGUAUUCCAUUUGACAGUUUCCCUGUCUACAGUGUAUACUUCACAUUUUUUUAAUUUGUCUUUUUUUAACCUAAGUGUGCAUGGCUUAGAAUACACUGUAUAGCAUCUGUUCUGCUAAAUAAGCACUUCUGUAUAUUUUUGUAUGGUGUGCUAAUCUGGUUGCAUUAGUACAAAUGGCUGUAAUUCACAAAAAGUGCCAUUUACCAGUCAUACUCUGUAGUGUUGUGAAUGUUACCCCUACUUCUGUUGUACAAAUGUGCUAAUGAGUGUCGUGAUGAAUGUUUGCCUUUAGUCUUUGCUCAGGUACUCAUGUGGAGCAGUUUGGUGCUUUCCCUUCUAAUUUGUAAUACUUGGGAUUCUAAGCAGAAAAUAAAAACAGUGAACAAAGACAUUGUGAUGAGAGCACAUUACUUUAUGUAACAGACACUUUUUUUUCACAUCUUGAGUAGAAUACAAUAAAGAUGGCACCUUAUGAAGCUUGUCUCAAUAUCUUAUCUCAUGCACCUGAGGCUGUUAUACCUGCCUUGUCAUCAUGAAUGGGAAAUGCAAUACAAUGGAAGAUGUUUGGUGAAUACUACAGUUUAUAUAGAACAUUAUAUGUAUAAAACUUGCUCUACAGCUAAACUGAUUAGUUUUAAGUUUGCCUUUUGUUCUAGAACAAGGUUUUUACCUUUCUAAAGUAACUUGCAUGAAACUGAAGAAGCAAAGCUGUGAGCAUUUUCAGCUUCCGUGCAGUUUAAUUCAAAUAUACAGGAAUAUUACUGUGCCAUAAGGGCUGUGUAAUUAGUAUAGCCACUUUCAAAAGAUUAGAUUUACUGAAGAUGUGUGUCUAUAUACAUAAUUUGUCAAGGAAAAGCUAGUACUUAAAUUUGGCUGCAUUCAAAAGGCAACACACAAGCAUCUGGCUUGGAAAGCAUUUGCUAAACUCGAUACUGUUCUCAAAGGAGGAUGCAAUUUUGUCUAAUCAGUGUAGCUAUACUAAUAGCAUUUUAAUAUGAAUGUGUUCCACUUACAUUUGACUUCCACUGAAGGAAAGAGCUGUAAUGCAAUUCUUUUAAACAAACAAAACAACCAAAAAACUUUGGCAAAAAAAACUAACCUUACCAAAAACCCACAUUAAAAUGAGUACUAAGUCUGAACAGACUUUGGCUCAAUUUCUCAAACCCUUGUAGCUCAGAAAGCAGCAAUGUAGGGGUUUUUUUAAGACAGCUCACAGAAAAUACAUGCUAAUUCAAUCUCUUGCAUAUCUGCGUACUUCAUUAGUCAACCAAACUGCCUAAAUUCUGUUGGGGGUAACGUAAUAGUCCAAUUGUUUCAAAUUUACAGAUGGCUUUGCUAUGUUUUACUGGCUGAAUAUACUGCAUAUCCCCCAGGUUUUUCUUUCUGAAUAAAUCAAAUGAAUAAAAUAAUUGAGGGGGAGGAGGGAGAAGAAGAUGGAAGAAAACCGCUUGUUGUUCUGGCUGUAUUUUUUUUUUUUUUUCCUCUAGAGGAACAUAUUCUUACUUCUGGUUGAUUUAGAAGGUCAAUUGUACACAAAAUUAAACUGGAAAUAAGUACCUACCUAGAAGAUACACAAAGAAAGUUCCCUUACAUUGGGGCCUGCCUUUUUACAAGCUCUUCUGUUGCUACUGCUGUUCUGGUUCUUGAUGAGUCUGCUACCUGGACGUUUUCUAUUAUGAAUAGUUAAUUUAUGGAUUUUGAUGGAUUUUUAUUUUUUGAUGAGGUUUUUUUUUUAUUCCACAUCUAGAAAACUAUACAAGCUGAAUAAGUUGAUUUGUAUUUGUUACUGCAGUCAUUAAAAUAACACUGCUAGGAUUUUGUUACCUGUGUUACUAACGGCGUUUGGAUAUCCACAGUUUAGUCUGCCUGGAAGGGGUGGUGUUAGGUUUUUGGUUUGCUUUCAAAUUUUAAACCAAAGAAAGAUGUAAAGCUUCUAGUCAGAAACAAACAUCUAUAUUCUGGAGUAAGAUAAUGGCCAAAGAUCUCUAGUUUUAACAUGUCUAUUUAGAGACAUAUUUUUAUGUGAUACUAACUAAAGUGUCGUCUAAGUAGCAGAGAGAAGAGUAUAAUGAAAUUAUAAGCAAAAAAUUCAAGCAGCUUUGAGAUGAAGGAUGCUAGGAAAUAAGGUGAAGGUAAAUUGGCAUAGUCCUCGUUGCAGUCUUUGUCUUAGUUUCUAGUCUGACAGGAGGAUAUUGACUGCCGAUAAAAUCAGGGUAGGAAAGCAACAAUUUCAUUAAAAUAAUUCGCCUUUGGAUCUUGAACAGACCUUACUUUUCUUUCUCCAGCUUCAAGAAAACGAUCCAUAUCUCAUCUUGCUUGAAAUCCACUCAACCAGCUGUAAUUAUCUUUUAGUCACCAUUCUAGAGACAUGGCUAAUUACUUUUAAUUAAAAGUAAUAUUUUGCUACAGCUCUGCUAUCUCUGCUGGGAAUUGUUUUAAACUUCUUAUAUGCUUACCACCAGUUUUCUGCACUAUGGUUUAGGGAGGAGGAAUUUGCACUGCACUUGUUCGAUAGCAACAGGUCUUAAGAGUAUUAAGGGUGAAAUUCUCGAGGGUCUUUAUGUCAUGGAUGGAAAUGGAAUCAUUACUGUAUUUUUGAACUCCUGCUAACGUCACUGACACCCACCUACAGUCCACUAGAAAUAUAAGUGCAGAGAUCAGUUCGUUCACAGAUUACAAGGAGACUAACCAAGAAGGGGCAAGCCAGAGCCAAAUUCACUGAUAGUCUGUUCAUCUCUUCAACAUGUGGAAGGUGGUGCUCCUGGGUCUAUACACAGUAUUGGCUGUGAGGGGAUUGGCGAAGGGUGCUCCUUUCCAACCAGAAGAAAAGUGGAAGCCUCUAGAUAACCCUAGAAACAGAGACCUGUUUUUCAGAACACUCCAGGCCUAUUUUUCGGGCAGGGGUCUUGAUCUCAGAAAGUUCCCAGCUACUUUCACUAUGAACAAUGAAGGACCAAGGCCUGUCACGUUCUACUCGGAUCCUAUUGCUUCUGCAUUUGCAGAUUAUGAAGAAAGGAGAAAUUCUUUUCCAAAUUAUUUCAAAGGCUGAAAGAUGCUGCUGACCAAGGCGUUAACUUUUGAACUUCAUGUGAAGUGGUAACCUUCUCAGCAAAAUAUUACUGCUUUGACUUUUUAACUGUUACCUGACAACUUAAAAGUUUUCCUCACUGUCACAGGUUUUACCUGUGGAAUCUGAUGCCAUGCUGUAAUUAGCACGUUUGCUGUCUAUUGGCAGAUGUUGUCAUGUUUGGCUGUUGCAGUUUGCCUGCCAGAACAGAAUCGUGUUUGUUUAAACGUUGAAUAAAUGACGAGUGCAACAGAGUGCUUUGAGCUACUGCUGCCUGCCUUUGUUCGGAAUUGGUAAAUAAAUGUUGCCUUUCAGUUAUUGGAGCUAAACAUCA